Messenger RNA from Dreissena polymorpha, 8138 nucleotides. RefSeq lists its product as uncharacterized. The record is from RefSeq and is a predicted model, not a curated record. Bases 270 to 1538 code for a protein of 422 amino acids. The transcript has 6 exons. Lineage: Eukaryota; Metazoa; Mollusca; Bivalvia; Myida; Dreissenidae.
GUAAACAUCGCAUUGUGAUCGCAUAUCACGUGACGUUCAGGUAAACUUGCUCUUAUCAUUGCUGUUUGCAUUCAAUAUUUGUCGGCGGCCUGGUAAAGACAGCAUUGUGUAGUUGAUUAAGGACUGGGUGUGCGCAGAUGAUGAAUUCCGCUCAAAAGGCCAUAUAAUCGGAGUCUAUGUUGACAAGAGGAAUGUAACAUAUCAAGGAAUGUAUGUUGUGUUUAUGCUUGUCCAUUAACAAAGUCACCAGUACAUGCUAGUGGUGCAGUAUGGCCGCUAACACACACCUGUUCGGCGACAAGGAGACCAAUAAUUGGUUCAAAGCGUGCAUAGGACUCAAUGUUACGAAGGAAGGACUCACUAACUUUCUUUGCGCAGAAUUACAGAAAGUACACAUCGUUGUUGGUAACAGUUGUGGAAACUGCCCAAUUGAAAACCUCAUACAAUGUCCGACAAACCCAUAUUGUAACAUCAGGAAACGGAAUUAUUGUCCUUUUCACAAAUCACAGAAACCGCAGCCAUGCCCAAUAUGUGAUAAUGUAAAACAUAAUAUCAUAUUACACCACAGAUAUGGUAGACCUUCCUGGAGGAACACUCGUGCGGAAAAGUGGGCACUAAAUUAUUGGGAAAUAGGCAAAUGCUACCUCCCUCCGGACGGAUAUAGCAGCAUUUCCUCGGUCCAGGAAUCGGACUUUAAUGGUGUGAUAAGCAUCAUGUUGAAUUGCCUUCAUUUCCAGACAUGCCUCUCCCCCUUAUGUUUAUCACCUCCACCGCCGGAUAAGCAAUGUCCACUAGAAAAGGUCCGUCAGAUUGGCCGAGAUGUGCGACACACAUCCGACUGCAAGGUUACAGAUGCUGACUUGCAGGACUAUUUCAAGAAACUGUCCACGCUCCUGGCUGACCCACCAUGCUUACAACAGGAUCCUUCAGCCAUCAUAGCAUGUAAAAGACUUAGUGAUUUGCAGAAUGAUCCUGUGUCCUUUGAAGAACUGGGCAAGCUGUUGAAAGAUGCAAAAAAGGCCGGCGAAUGUUUUUCUGAGAAGGCAGAAAGGACCUUGGCAGAAGCUCUGCAGACAUUGGAUGUUACUACUCUGUUUGGGGAGCAACGACUUAAAAAGAAGACAGAGGUUGGAAAACAACGCCUUCAAAGCAAGACCAAACUUGGAGAACACCGCCUUGAACGAAAGACAACAUUUUGUGAACAACGCCUUCAAAGCAAGACAAAAUAUGGCGAACAAUGCCUUGAAAACAAGGCUUUCUUUGGGGAACAACGCCUUCAAAGAAAAACACAGCAUGGAGAAGAACGAAUUAAAAGCAAGGCACAGUAUGGAGAACAACGCAUUGAAAUAAGGAUUAACAAGGCAGUGCAAUGUCUUGAUAGCAAUGUAAAUGAUGGAACACAACGCAUCGAAAUCAGUGUACAGCAUGGCAUUGAGAGCAUUGAGCGCAUUGCAAGAGGCAGCAAACAAAACUGCACCAGCAGACUACGAACGAGAGGUAGCAGAUUUUCGCCGUCGUUUGGUGAAACAUUACAAUGACACUUCGAGCAAUGUGCCUCUUUCAGUACUGGAUCAGAGUCUUGAUAAACGUAUAACCGAUAUAUAUGCAACGCCAAAAAUGCACCGUAUUGAUAUAGCAAGUGAUGGGAAACGUGUUAAAAAGGAGCAAGUACUGACAUACAAGGAACUCUUUUACAAAGACGACACAAAGUCAAAUCGACGUGUAUACGUACAAGGCGAGCCCGGCAGCGGCAAGUCAACGUUUGCAGCCAAGUUAGUUCAUGAUUGGUGCGACGAAAAUCGGCCCUCAACGGCAGCUCCCAACAAAAAUGCAUCGUUUGAUGACGUAUUAAUCAUUCAAAAUUUCCAGUUCAUUUUUUUCCUCUCGUUGGGAGAAUCAAGAGGUCAGACCGAAGUAACGCAUAUGAUAAAGAAACAAAUCAUCGACACGAUGUAUUUUGAAGAAAAACGUGAUGUCAUGUACACUCUUUUACUAAAAAUAAUAGAGACGGAAAUAUGCCUUGUAAUACGUGACGGUCUAGAUGAAUGGGUGGCUCCUGACGGUAGUAACCUUGCUGAACCUUCUAUGGCGGGAUAUCCAAAGGACAAGUGCGCGGUUCUUACAACUUCUCGACCAUGGAAACUGGCUGAUGAGCGUAUCAAGAAUUCACAGAUCGACAUCCUCGUAGAGAUCGAGGGUAUAAGCGAUCCAUAUACAUUUAGUGAAAGAGUACUGCGGUGCAUACUUGACAAGAGCAAGGAUCUAAAGACAACCGCGAUGGAAAUUAGGAGCUUCAUACAGAAGCGUCGGCUGACCUGGUUAUCAACUUCACCGAUGCUCUACACGCUUGUUAUUUGCACGUGGGUGGACACUAUGGAGGAGGAGGAACAUUUGAACGGAUCUUCAUUGUGUGCAUUGUAUACUACUUUUCUUGAAAGCCUGUGUAAGAAUGCGAACGAUACACCUGGCUUUUUUAACGAUUUAAACCCUCCUCAUGUGAAGUGUUUUUCAAGAACAAGUUACCUUCGGCCUAUCAUUCAAAACGUAGAUGUCAUUUCAAAAGCUGCUUUUCAUAUUUUGUUUUCUCCUGAAAAGGAAAAGUCUAUUGUAUUCAACGAUCAGGAAUUGUCAAACUAUCUUACACCAUCUCAACAAGAGUUUGCUCUCAAAGCGGGACUGAUAUCAAAACGGAAAACCAAAAGAGGUUUAGCUUCGUAUAAUUCAUUUAUUCACAAAAGCAUGCAGGAAUUCCUGGCUGCUUAUCAUAUUGCCCACAAUGCACGUUUGAUUGAUGACGUCAUUUCCGGAUAUCUGGGAUGUCAUUCGGAUGCAUUUCGCGACAUAUCCCAGGUGUUCAUAUUCCUAUGUGGACUGAACGUAUCGGCUGCCAAUACGCUAUCUGGCAUUAUAAAUGAGCGUCAUAGUAAAAUAUUGGACGCACAUGGUUUUACAUACGAUACAGUUGAACGCAUUUGCCAUGUAUUUGAACACUUUGCUUUUCAAAGCAUCAUAGGGGCAGGAUACAGAGAAGCUGUAUCAAAUGACCAAACUGGCAUUCUCCCCAGACUCAGUCACUUUUAUAUCGUUGGUAACAACUUAAUGGGCAUUAACAACAUAUGGAGAGAAAACAAGUCCAAUGCCCUGUAUUUGGAAAUAAGGGUACGCGACAAAACGCAUCGUGCCAUACACAGUUCAGCUACACAUAGCGAGCCAACAUCGCAGGUUGAGUUUGACCUGUCAUCGUGCCUCAAUCUGAAAUAUUUGAUACUUCAGGGAAGCGGCAUACACAUGCAAGAUUCGUCGAGUUCGGUGUCACCGACACUUCCGGUGUGUAUUGUACUAAACAGCGCAAAUCCAGCCCAAUGUGCAUAUCCUCUACCAGUGCUGCCUUGCAUAGAAAACAUAUCAUUGGAAUUUAUUACAUGUUCGUCUACCUGGCUACGCAGUCUGUUCAGCGCAUUACUGACACUCGAGCAUAAUGCUGUGUGUAAACUGACGGGGGUCAGUUGUCAAGGUACAUAUAUUCAUUCCGCAAAAUUAUCGUUUUUGAAGAAUACAUUAGAAUACAUUAGAUAUUCUUGUUUUCAAGAGUGCGAAGAUCUAUGCGAGGUUCUCCAUGGUCUGAAUAUAAAGAGCCUUAGUCUGCAAAUAAGUAAAAUAAAUUAUGCAGACUCGAUAUCCCAGUCACUUUUAUCGCUCACUCAUCUGGACACGCUUAGUAUUAAAAUGGAUUAUUACAGUCCCCGUUUGUGGGAGGCUCUCCGUGGUCUAAAUAUCAAAAACCUGAGCCUUAUUCUGAGUGGUCAGUAUGGAUUUAUAUAUUUAAACGUACAUAUGGCUGACUCGAUGUCCCAGUCACUUUCUUCGCUCACUCAUCUGGACACGCUUAGGAUUAAAACGGAUGAUGACAGUCCCGGUCUGUGGGAGGCUCUCCGUGGUCUGAAUAUCAAGAGUCUGAGUCUGAGUCUGAGUGAUGGGUAUGACGAUUUAAACAUAAAAUAUGCAGACUCGAUGUCCCAGUCACUUUUAUCGCUCACUCAUCUGGACACGCUUAGUAUUAAAGUGGAUGAUGACAGUCCCGGUCUGUGGAAUGCUCUCCGUGGUCUGAAUAUCAAAAGUCUGAGUCUGAGUCUGAGUGGUGUGUAUGGAGGUUUAAACGUGAAGUAUGCAGACUCGAUGUCCCAGUCACUUUCAUCGCUCACUCAUCUUGAGACGCUUAGUAUUGAAGUGGAUGAUGACAGUCCCGGUUUUUGGGAGGCUCUCCGUGGUCUGAAUAUCAAGAGGCUGAGCCUUAGUCUGAGUGAUCAGUAUAGAUAUUUAAAAGUACAUAAUGCAGACUCGAUGUCCCAGCCACUUUUAUCGCUCACUCACCUAGACACGCUUAGUAUUGGCGUGCGGGAUUACAGUCCCGGUCUGUGGGAGGCUCUCCGUGGUCUGUAUAUCAAGAGCCUUAGUCUGAGUGGUGGAUAUGGAGGUUUAAACAUAAAUUGUGCAUACUCGAUGUACCGGUCACUUUCAUCGCUCACUCAUCUUGACACGCUUAGAAUUGAAGUGGAUGAUGACAGUCCCGGUCUAUGGAAGGCUCUCCAUGGUCUAAAUAUCAAGAGUCUGAUUUUGAGUGGUCGGCACGGAUAUUUGAAUGUUAAGCAUGCAGAGACGAUAGCACCGUCACUGUCAUCGCUUACACAGCUUGAAAAGCUUUCGAUAUUUUUGUGGACAUAUAUCGAUAUAAAGCUACCUCAAUUAUUGAAGUAUUUAAAUAUCUACUGCGUGACAUUGCUUCCAUCGGAAUUACACGAACUUGUGGGCAAACUGUCUGCGUGUACUCGUACAGUUGAGUGUAAGCUGGAAUUCGGUUGCGCUUCUUUCAAAGAUGUCCGUGUAAAAUUAAUUCCACCAGAGGAAUACAUUUCAAUCCAACAAGAACUUGGGACUCUGAAUCAUAUUGCCGUGAAACGAUUCCGAAUAUUACACCGGAGACGUAAAGCCAAUAUUUGUGAGUAUGAUGCCGCAUCUCCUUGGUCCGUACGUGGCAUUGGUGGUGUACAAGACGAUAAUACGGAUGAUGAUAAUGUUAACGAUGUUGCAUAUAAAAGCUUCGUUCCCGCAACCGCCGAAAUCAGCAAUGGAAUCAUUAAUCGAAUUGCAAUGCGAUUUCUGAUUACUCCAUCCUCAAACUCAUGAAUCGUCGAUAAAUGCGACUGCAACACGUGUUAUAACAAGUAAAAUUGUAUUUAUUAUGUCCCGAACAUUUUAAAUUCGAAUGAUAUAUCUCUCUUGGAUAGCAUACAUUGACAGUAGGCAUUGUCAAACAUUAAUUCAACAAGUUUAAAUAAUCUUAACAUUUUUGUGACGUGUUAUUGGUGUGUAAAUGUUAUAAAUUGAAAAUGUUUGAUGAAAUGCAUGACAAUUUUGUAAAAGUAUUUAAAGUAUACAAACACCACAAAUUCCAAUACGCCACGCAGUUUCGUUUCAUAGCCAAUAAUGGCUAUCAUGUACUGUUUUUUUCUGCAAUAUUUAUGUGCGAAGCAAAUUAUUUGUAUGCGUUGUUUCUAGUUCGCGUUAAAGCACAUAUAUAUAUAUGUAAAUCUUGUGAACAUAUUCCAGAACUGGUUAAAAAAGUUUCUAUAGCCAUGAAUAUUGCAGAAUAUCCAAUACAUUUGAUCCCUUAUUGACUAUAGAAUUCCAAACGCUUGUUGCCUUAGGUUAAAUCAUAUAAUUGCGUGUCAUGUUGAUCUUAAUGUUUGUCAUUACAGAUAACAGUAACCACAUAUUGUUGUACACACACACACAUAUAUAUACAUGUGUGUGUGUGUGUUUAUUGUUUAGAUACAACAAGAAAAAGGUGCAUAGUUUUCAUUUAGUUUCAGAUUAUUUUCAGGUACUAAAAUAAGUCUAUAAUAGUAUAUAAUUAUAUAUUGUAUUCUUGACUAGAAUACCUAUCUAUAUUUUUGUUACGCAUGUCUUAUCUUUAUAAACAUAUGUUUUGGCGGUGACCCUGAGCCAAAUAUCAGGUUUGGAUUCCUUACAAACGGAUUUGCAUUAUACGGUUUGGAAUCCUUACAACCGGGUUUGCAUUAUACGGUUUGGAUUUCUUACAAACGGAUUUGCAUUAUACGGUAUGGACUCCUUACAAACGGCUAAGCAUUAUACGGUUUGGACUCCAUACAACCGGGUGUGCAUUCAGCGUUCAGAGGCGGUGACCCCAAAUAUAUUCAUGUGUGUUUUUGCUGUGUUUUUGUGCAUCCGUACACGUCGGUUGUGUCUAUAAAUUUGAAAUAAAGCAGUUAUUUAGUUUCAACUGACAAAAAAACAAUUGUGAUGUGGUCUUGUGCUGUGUGUAGAAGUCGAAAUAAACGUAGGAAAUUCAAACUGUCGCCUUAUUCCAGUUACCCAUAUCGCAUUCGUUAUUGGUGACUUCCGAUGCAAUGCCAACAUUGUUUAUUCCGUGGUAAAAACGAACAGCCUACACACGAGAAUUUCUGUUUAUGAUUGUAAACGGUGAUUUGUUUAUAAUAUUUUCUGGAUAUAUAUGAUAUCAUUAUUAAGUUUGUUUGUAUAUAUUUCACUUGUUAAAAAAUGUUCACCAAAUAUCAACUACAAUAUAACGAUUUACGUUGGCUUAAGCGGAUACGAUAACACGCAUUCAAUAUAGAUAAAGAUUGAAAACCCAUAUAUAUGGGAAAAAAACAUUAACCUGUUGUCAAACAUUGUAAGAAACUUAAACGUGUAAGAGUGUUAUAUAUCUGGGUUUUAUUUAAAGAACGAAAAUUCAUACAUUAAUAACUAGUCUGUAUGUUAAAAAAAAUGUGAGUGUGGUUUUACAACAAAGGAAUACAAACAAAAAUUGAUUUGUUAAAAUUAGUCUGAAUACUCAUUUUAUCGUUAUUUUCACGACGCUUGGUUAUUUCUUUUUAUGUUUGAUUGUUGCCUUUGUGUCGUAUAGGAUCAUAUGUAAUUAAUAUAGAUUUUUGUAUUUUGUAUUAAUAACACCGUUGUGCACAUUUAAAACAUAUGUACCUCAACGAAUAAAGUAUUAUCUUCACAAUCAAAACAUCUGUGCCUUACUCAAAUACCGGAUAUUUAUGAAUGAGCUAUCUUCAUAUCUUAAUCUUAAAUUGUUUUUAAAGAUGUUUGUGCAUACAAUAUACAUUAAAUACAUAAUAUUACUUUCAAAAAGUGAAAUAUCACAUACAUCGAAACAAGUUGCAAUUGUUUAAACCAUAUUUCUUUAGAGAAUUAAACGAUGCAGACGAUGUCAAACACAACUUUAUUACAAACAACAUAUAAUUAGCAAUAAACACAGUAUAAACAUGUAUAUAACAUGAAAAAAAAAACAACAGCAAGUGCAGAAGUUACAAACCCUUUAUACUUGGAAGUUAAUAUAAACAUUGCACUCUCUACUGCAAUUGGUGUUUGUUUAAUUUAGAUUCUUUGCAGAAUAAUGAAAAUAGUGUAAGUAGUUUUCGCAUGUUUAUUUACAGAAGUAGAAUAUGCAGAGGAUACAAAACAGUAGAAAAACGCAUGCGAUAUGAAAAAUACGGACACAAUCAAACGCAAAGAAAUCAUCCAGCGCCGUAAAAUUAAAAUAAAAGAUUUAACUAAUUGUAUGUGUGUUUUUUUUAAUGUGGACUGUUGCACAACAAAUAUUAUAAUUAUUUAAUCACAGUGUAAGAUACUUGUAAAUUAUUUUCUAAUUUCGCUACUUUAAUCUCCGACUUCCUGUGAUAUUGCUGAUAUUUUAACACAGAUCACGGUCGCCAUAUGAGACUUGUUCUAGGAGAACUGGGCUUAACGCAUCUGCGUAGUGUCGUCACAGAUUAGCUAAUCAUGGAGACACUUUACGCAUAAAGUGUAUUUUAGGUUAGAAGAGACAUUCCAUAAAAAGAAACACGCUGUUCCUGAUUAGACCGUGCGGACUGCACAGACCAAGCUGUGAUACACUUAAUGCUCAUGCAUUUAGCCUAGUUUUCCCAGAACGAAAUUCGUAUAUGACGAGUCGUGUAGAACAGUGGUGUUAUUAAAAUGACUAAUUAAUUCGACCAUAGGUGGCCAGACUCGAAUAAUGAUGAUUCUAUUAAAAAUAGUAAUUAUAUAUGAUCACGGUUGAAUAAAAAUUGAUAUUGACCGAAAACAAA